This is a messenger RNA of Thecamonas trahens ATCC 50062, 5871 nucleotides long. Its product is annotated as cell division control protein. The transcript is spliced from 2 exons. Gene Ontology annotation, cellular component: plasma membrane. Gene Ontology annotation, molecular function: guanyl-nucleotide exchange factor activity. Gene Ontology annotation, biological process: Ras protein signal transduction; positive regulation of GTPase activity. NCBI's taxonomy places the organism in Eukaryota, Apusomonadida, Apusomonadidae. The coding region runs from base 1 to 5496 and encodes 1831 amino acids. The record is from RefSeq and is a predicted model, not a curated record.
AUGACAGACGAGUGCUCGCUCUGUCAUAAGCCGCUCCUUGCAGAGGAGGAGCCGGUGACUGUAGGCUCUGGAGCACGGCUCCGUAUCCUCCACCCGUCGUGCUUUGACUGGCUCAAAGCCGAAAAGCAACGGAGAGCGACGUCGGUCGCCUCUGACGGUCCGUCGACCGUCACAGCUGGACAAGCGUCGGCAACAGGCGCCGCCGCCCGGGCAACGACCCUCCCGCCGGCUCGGCGCGAUGGCUCUGUUACGGCUGGUGCUAGCGAGUUGGAGACUGUAGUGGCAGCGUCGGUCCGCGGCACGUGGUGUGGCAAGAGUGCUGGAGGUGGAUACUCGGAGAACACCUUUUCCAACAAUCCGCAGUUUGUCCUUCGCCUGCCUCAGUCGAACUCGGUGGAGCCGCUGCCGAUCACGCUACGGCUGACCCAGUGUGGGCCGGUGGCUGCCAGUGCACCGCAUGCCGUCGGCAUCCAGGUCUGCUCUCGUGGUGGCGGAUGGGUCUCCAAUGUCUCGCAGGACGACUUUCUUCAGAUCUCGCUUACCCGGGCGACGGUAGCGAGCCGCAGCUGCAGCCUUCCGCCCCAGACCUACACCCUCGUCCCGCACACGCUCAAGGCCGGCGAGGAGGGUUCGUUCAAGUUGGAGGUCCUUGUCUCGGAGCAUCUAGCGGGCGACGUUUGUCUCGAGCCGUGGAGCUCGCCACUGGCUGCCGAGUUUCCGCACGUGGUCGAGGUCGAGUCGGGAUGGUUCGGCUCGAGCGCGGGCGGCUCAAUCAAUGACCUGACAUGCUCGCGCAACCCGCAAUGGUUUGUGCGGGUGAGUGAGGCAGCCGAAGGCGCUGCUAUUGCUCCGGUGGCUGUCGCCCUCGAGCUUGACCAGGGCUCCGUGCCGUCUGCUGAAGUUCGUCUCCGACACAUCGGGCUGCACGUGCUUGAUCUCAACGGUGGGCGGUUCAACAACUCGGUCCUUCUCAAAAAGGACAUUCUCGGCUCGUCAGGCGACUACGCGCGGUUGCGGAUGGUGAGCUGGCGCGGGUUCCUCACGCCGCGGAGCGCGGCGUACACAGUUUUGCCGUCGACGUUUGAGCCUAAGGACGAGGCGCCGUUCACGCUCCGGUUCUACUCGUCGGCGCCGAUCGAGGUGGUGGCCGCGCCCGAGUACUCGGGCGGACAGGCCGAGUACGGCAACUGCGUCAAGGUGACGUCGGCGUGGGAGGGUAUCACCGCCGGUGGGUGCCUUAACUAUGAGACGGCACUCAACAACCCGAUGUUCUUUGUCUCGUCGGGUUCGGUGACAGGCUACACGCUCGAGCUCACGCUCCGCCAGCUGCCAGGCGUGCUCGAGAGUGAAUCUGCCGAUGCGCCGCUGCACCACAUCGGGCUCUCUGUGGGACGGUCAUUUGAGGACAUCCGGCGUGGACAAGCGAUCGCCGACUCGGGCUCGUUUGUCAACGCUGCGGCGGUCUCGGUCUCGGCUGUGGUGCCGCCGGGUGAAGGCCCGGUCUGCGUUGUGGUGGCGACGUUUAAUCCUGGCGAGGAGCGCGCAUUCGAGCUUGCGGUCGAGUCGGACGCGCUGCUGCAGGUUGUGCCUUCGGUCCUCGAGUGCGACGCGUCGUACACGGCGGUGACGUCGGCGAGUGCGGCGUGGCGGGCGGACGAGGGGGCCGCGCCGGGUGAAGGGCCGAUCUCGUACUUUGACAACCCGCAGUUUGCGCUCUCGCUCACGGAACCGGCGACCGACGUGUUCAUCUGCCUGGCGCAGCGACCUGCGCCAGGCCAGCACUACCUCGAGCAGGCAAUCAUCCUUGCAGACGCCAACGGUGAGCGGCUCAUCCACAAUGGCUUUGCAUGCGUGGCUGACUCGGGUGACUACCUUCCGCACCGCGAGGUGACGCUGGCGGUCAAAGGCCUCGAGCCGCGGGCAACGCCGUUCACCAUCAUGCCAACCAACAUGACGCCUGGCGUGGCCACCGAAUUCACACUUGUUGUUCGGUCGUCUGCGCCUGUCGAGCUUGUGCCGCUGCCGCUGCCGUCGGCGACCGAGGUGCGAAGCAAGCUCAUUUCUGAUUUGACUGCUGAGGAGAAGCAGGUGGCUGCAAUGACCAGCAUCUCUACCCGGGUUGAUGUCCUUGAUUCGGUCGACGACCGAGUUGCGCAGCGGGCGCAGUUUGAGCAGCUCGGGCUAACCUCGACGCUCGAGCGUAUUUCGUCGGUAUUUGAGCUCGACGACGAGAUGAAGGCCAUGGUGGAAGAGUAUAACGACGAAAUGGCUGCCGACAACAACGACGUCUCGGCGCGUGAGCACGCCAAAAAGCUCGCAGAGCUCGACCCGCUGUGGUCGGUCAAGCUCGCGCUGCCAUACCUGGCCUCAGAGGAACUAGCCUCGCCACGCGAGGACGGGCCGGAGGUUGGCACGCCUGUGGCAACCCGCAACGACGAUGGAACGUACACGAUGACACUCGACUCGCGAGUCCCGGUCUGGUCGCUGGUGGCGUAUGUGCUCGACGCGCUCCCACAUCCAGGUGGACUGACGGCAGCGUCGCUCUCACUCUUUGUGCCGACACCGGGCCAGCCUGGAGCUGAGCUUGUGUGCCUCAACGAGCACGACACGCUCUCGAUGUAUGUGGAGGUAUAUGUGGCAGAGCUCACGCUGACGCUUGGGGCGCGGAUGGUGCCGAUCGAGCUUGCGCUGGGCGCCGGCGUGAGCCGGACGCUCGAGCUCCCGGCUGACUUGACGGCGGCAAGUGCGAUUGCAGCAGCUGCUAGUACCUUUGGCUUCCGCGCGGUUGAGAUGGGUCUCCUCCUUGUCGAUGCCGCCGAGGCCGAGGCCACCGCCGACGGCGCUGGAGCCAGUGCGCCAGUGUCGGGCGCGGCGCGGCGGCUGGCGGCGCGGCGCGGGCGGUACACGUCAUUUACAGCGACGCAGACGGUGUCGAGCUCGGCCGCCGCCGCAGCAGCGGGUGGUGGCAGUUCGGGCGGGGGCACGGGUGAGGCUGCAGAGACGUGGCUCGAGCCGGAUGCGCUGAUUGGACAGGCGUGCGAGGCCAAGGCGAGCUUGAUGCUUGCGCGGCAGCCGGUAUCGAUGCACGUGGCCGUCCACUUUUUUGAGAUUAUCGACGUCCGGGUGGAGGUCUCGUUUGCGGCGCGGGUCCGCGAGCUCAAGUCGCGGGUGAUGGCGGCGCCGGAGCUCGCCAACCACAUUGUGCCGUCGCUGUUCCGGACGCACGGCCUGUUCGUGGACGGAGCCGACGGCAAGCCGCGGGCGCUCGACUCUGAAUUGACGCUUUCUGCGGCCGGGCUGGAGCCGGGUGACAAGCUCUCACUGAGGCUCAAGACCGAGGGCGGGGACGAGGAAAGCAGCGGCGCGAGCAGCGCGGCGUCAGAAGACGCAGACGAGGUUGCUGUGUGGGCCGAGGUGGGGCGGAGUGAGACCAACUGGCGCGAGGAGGUUGUGGAUGGCGAGCUUGUGCUGAGCGCGGCGUCGCUCAAUCAGCUUGUGCUCAAGCUGACGGAUCUCGACGGCGACCUUGCGUUUCAGGAGACGUUCCUACUCACGUACGAGUCGUUUACGGAUGCGUCGACGGUGAUGGACAAGCUUGUGGAGCGGUUUCGUGUUCCGCCGCAGAGCUCGCUGCCGCAGUACGCGGCGCUGAGUGAGGCGAUGUUUGAGAACACUGUGGUCAUUCCGAUCCGGCACCAGGUGCUCUCGAUUGUGAUUGGGUGGGCGCAGUACUUUAGCAAGUACAUGGCACCGGAGGACAAGGCGCAGCUAGAGACGACGGCGUUUGCGGUGGACCCGAAGCGAUCCAUGACCUCGUUUGUGGUCAACUGUCUCGGGCUCCAUGAACGCGACGCGCAGGCCGAGCAGGCACAGGCUGCGGCCGACAAGGUGCUGCUGCGAGUCAAGGUUGGGGCCAAGUCGAAGGUGCUCUCGUUUGACGGCGGGAUGCUUGUGGGCGAGGGCAAGGCGCUGGUGGCGCGCAAGUUUGAGCUUCCGCCCGAGCCUGGCCUCGAAGACUACCAGUUUUCGUCGUACAAGCUCGGCGUGCUCGACGAGAGCAUCUACUUUCGCGACGUGGGCCUCACUAAUCUUGAAGAGGUGUUUUUCAAGGAGGGUGCGCUUGCGGUGGGCGAGCUUGCGAUUCCACCCGAGGAGCAGAUCCUGCUGCGGGUGACGCUCGAGUCUGGCUCGUCCAAGGUCAUUGCGUUUGGGCGGAACGUGGCUGUUGCAGAGAUGAUUUCGCUCAUUCUCUUCAAGUUUGGGCUUGAAGAGCCGGCCGAGGCGUACGAGCUCUUCUGCGACGAGUACGGGGUGAUGGACGGCGAGCAGACACUGCUCUCGUACGCGCUCAAGAACAAGAGCGUGGUGCAGCUGCGGCAAGCCGGGUCGUCGAGCGACGGAGCAAAGUCGAGCGCGAAUAGCGCGGCCAUCAUUUCUGUGGUCUGUGAUGACAAGGCGCGGCGGCAGUUUGUGUUUCCAGCGUCGACGACGGUCUCAUCUGCGCUCAACCACAUCGGGGUCUCGUUUGGGGUCCUCGAGCUCGACAAGUACGUGCUCAAGUGCGUGGCUUACGGCCGGCUGGAGGGUGCGGAGACGAUGGGCUCGUACGCGCUCCCGCCACGGUCUGAGGUGUACUUUACGCGGCGAAACUUGACGGACGGGACGUCAGAGACGCUCAACUACACGCUCAUCCGGCCGUCUGUGGUGCCGGCGCCGGACAAGGUGCCCAAGCCCAAGGUGCCGAAGCGUGCUGCGCGCAACCUGACGAUCUGGGACAUUGACGAGAGCGAGGCGGCGCGGCAGCUGACGCUGAUGGACCACGCGGCAUACGCACUCAUCGAGCCGAUUGAGCUCCUCAACCAAGCGUGGACGAAGGAAAAGUACGCGUACCGGUGCGCCAACCUGCUCGCGUUUAUCCACCGGUUCAACCGCAUCUCGUCGUGGGUGGCGCAGACGAUUCUCGCCGAGACCAAGGUGCGCAAGCGGGCGCAGGUCAUGAAGUGGCAUGUCAAGCUCUGUGCCGAGCUCCGCAAGCUCAACAACUUUCACGCGGUGAUGGCGGUGCUCGGUGGGCUCUCGAAUCCGGCCGUCUCGCGGCUCAAAUGGACGAAGGGGCGGCUCGGUCGCGGAACGAACAAGAGCCUCGAGUCCCUCGAGUCGUUGAUGUCAAUGGAGAUGGGGUACACGGCGUACCGGACAGCGCUGCAAAACUCUGAGCGGGCGGUGCCGUACAUUGGUGUCUUUCUAGGCGACCUCAUCUUUAUCGAGGACGGCAACCCGGACCUCAUUGAUGGCCUUGUUCACUGGUCCAAGUUCCGGAUGAUGCGCAACGCCAUUGCUGAGAUCCGUUCGUUCCAGUCCAAGCCGUACGCCUUUGUGCCUGUCGAGCCGCUGCAGCGGUACCUCAACCGCAUUCCUCUUGUUGGCGAGAAGGAGCUGUAUGCGACGUCGCUCGAGCUUGAGCCGCGCGGCGCAGACCGCAGUGACAUCGAGUGAUGAAUUCGCGAAAAGCGUGUGGGAGCGAGCGAAAAGCGUGUGGGAGCGAGCGAAAAGCGAGCGUGAGCGAGCGUGAACAAGCGCCAUCGCGCGCGUCAACAAGCGCUAUCGCGCGCGUCAACAAGCGCCAUCGCGCGCGUCAACAAGCGCCAUCGUAGCCGCGGUGGCUAAUCGGCACGAGCCAAGGGCAAGUGUGACGGUGGUUUCAUUUCAGAUGAAAGAGAGAAAGAGAGUGUGUGUGGCGGCGCCAAGCUAGAGGAGCGACAGAGUGGAGGGGGGUGGGGUGCGAGAGCAGUAGCGAGCGGCGACUUACUUCUUGGCCUUCUUGGCCUUCUUGCCCUUGCCCUUGGCCUUGUCCUUGCCCUUGUCGGACUU